Anopheles funestus (African malaria mosquito) is the source of this 4111-nucleotide messenger RNA. RefSeq names its product structural maintenance of chromosomes protein 1A (gene SMC1). Bases 163 to 3876 code for a protein of 1237 amino acids. Lineage: Eukaryota; Metazoa; Arthropoda; Insecta; Diptera; Culicidae. Gene Ontology annotation, cellular component: nucleus; chromosome; cohesin complex. Gene Ontology annotation, biological process: sister chromatid cohesion. Gene Ontology annotation, molecular function: protein binding; ATP binding; ATP hydrolysis activity. The transcript has 3 exons. The record is from RefSeq and is a predicted model, not a curated record.
ACUCAAACAACUUUUGUGCGUGAUUGUUGGUCGCUGUGUAGGCAACGAAUUUUUCGUGAUUUCUGUGCGUUUUCAGCCAAUAUAUGUACAUAACGGGUACACAUUCUUCUCAGCGCCGUUCAUUCCAACCUUCUACCUAGCGGAAACGUGAAUUGAACUAAAAUGUCUGCCUUUUUGCGGCUCAUUGAGGUGGAGAAUUUCAAGUCCUACCGGGGCCAUACUACUAUUGGACCGUUGAAACGUUUUUCUGCUGUAAUUGGCCCCAAUGGAUCGGGAAAGUCUAACUUCAUGGACGCCAUCAGCUUUGUUAUGGGCGAAAAAACGAGCAGCCUCCGUGUUCGGAAGCUAACCGAACUAAUCAAUGGUGCCUCGAUUGGGCGUCCAAUUUCGAACCGUGCGUCCGUGAUGGCGCGAUUUAUUAUCACGAACGAAUCGGGUGAAGAAGCCGAAAAAUCCUUCCAACGAUCCGUUAUUAAUGCUUCCUCCGAGUAUCGUAUCAAUAAUUCGGUGGUGUCACCGCAAUACUACCUAGCGGAGCUGGAAAAACUGGGCAUCAAUGUGAAGGCUAAAAAUUUUCUCGUCUUCCAAGGGGCCGUUGAAACGAUUGCCAUAAAGAAUGCGAAGGAGCGAACGGCACUGUUUGAGGAAAUCAGUGGCUCGGGCUUGCUGAAGGAGGAAUACAAUCGUUUAAAGCACGAGAUGCAGAUGGCCGAAGAAGAGACGCAAUUUACAUACCAAAAAAAGAAAGGUAUAGCGGCAGAACGGAAGGAGGCGAAGCUAGAGAAGCAGGAGGCUGACCGGUACACGAGCUUGAAGCAGGAAUGUAGCGAAAAGCAGGUACACUAUCAGCUGUUCCGACUUUUCCACAAUGAGAAAGAAUCGAAACGGUUGAAGGAGGAUCAAAUCAGCAAACAGCAGGAGCUGAAUAUAAUUGAAAAGCGCAAGGAAGAAGCGGAUGAAAUUUUGAAGGAGAAAAAGAAAGAUGUGGGCAAAAUGACCCGUGAAAUGGCCAAGAAGGAACAGGAAAUACGUGAAGUGGAAGCGGAAAUGAGCAAACGACAUCCGAUGUUCAUUAAGGCGAAGGAAAAAGUGUCUCACACGCAGAAAAAGCUAAACGGUGCAUUGAAAACGCUCGAGCAAGCACGCCGGGCCGACGAGGCGCACCAGGCCGACAUCAAGAAGCUGGUGGACGAGCUGCAUGAAGUCGAAGUGAAGCGGGCAGCGUUCGAGAACGAGGUGGAAGGUGAAUCCAAGAAGCGAGGCAGUAACGUUCAUCUCGAGCGCGAUCUAGUGCAGGAGUACGAUCGGCUGAAGCAAAAGGCCGACGCUACGUCGGGCAAAUAUCUGAUCCAUCUGGAUUCGGUGAACCGCGAACAGAAAUCGGAUCAGGAUCUGCUUGACAGCGAAAUCAACAAGAAAGCGCAAAUCGAGGAGAACUACAAGAAAAUUGAGUCAGAAAAAAACGAAGCAAUGAAGCGACAAGAAAAGCUAGUCGAUCACAUCAAAACUAGCAAAGCGGGGCUGGAUGAACAGCGACGCAUCAAGACGGAACUGAGCCAAGACGUUGGCACCUCGAAGGAGCGCAUUCACGAGCUGCAGUCCGAGCUGGACAAUGUGCGCGAGCAGCUAGGCGACGCCAAGAUUGACAAGCACGAGGAUGCGCGUCGCAAGAAGAAACAAGAGGUCGUGGAACUAUUUAAACAUGAAGUCCCGGGAGUGUACGAUCGCAUGAUCAACAUGUGCCAGCCGACGCAUAAGCGCUACAACGUCGCGGUAACAAAGGUGCUGGGCAAGUACAUGGAAGCGAUCAUUGUGGACACUGAAAAAACCGCCCGUCGCUGCAUUCAGAUACUGAAAGAGAAGAUGCUGGAUGUGGAAACGUUCCUUCCGCUGGACUACCUGCAGAAGAAACCGCUUAAAGAGCGCCUCAGAAACAUCGAAGAACCACGGAAUGUAAAGUUGAUAUACGAUGUGCUGAAGUACAGUCCACCCGAAAUCGAACAGGCCGUUCUGUUCGCGACUAACAACGCGCUGGUUUGUGAGACGCCGGAUGAUGCGAUGAAAGUGGCGUACGAAAUCGAUCGUAGCCGAUACGAUGCUUUGGCACUGGAUGGUACGUUCUAUCAAAAAUCGGGUAUCAUCUCCGGCGGCAGUCACGAUCUAGCCAGAAAGGCCAAACGCUGGGACGAGAAGCAUAUGGCACAGCUGAAGCUGCAGAAGGAGAAAAUUACCGAGGAGCUGAAGGAAGUAAUGAAGAAGACCAGGCGCCAGGGAGAGCUGACGACAGUGGAGAGCCAAAUACGAGGUCUGGAAAAUCGGCUUAAGUACAGCCAAAAUGACCUGGAGACCUCCAAAAAGAACAUGAACGAGUAUGAUAAGCAGCUGGAAGAUUUCACCCGUCAGUUAGAUCAGAUUGGGCCGAAAAUCAGCGAAAUCGAACGCAGAAUGCAGCAGCGCGAUACGAAGAUACAGGACAUUAAGGAGAGCAUGAACAACGUGGAAGACGAUGUGUACACUGAAUUCUGCGCCCGCAUCGGUGUUGCCAAUAUUCGUCAAUUUGAAGAACGCGAGCUGGUGCUGCAACAGGAGCGAGCAAAAAAGCGGGCCGAAUUCGAGCAACAGAUUGAUCGCAUUAACAACAAUCUUGAAUUCGAACGAUCGAAAGACACCUCGAAAAAUGUGCAGCGCUGGGAGCGGGCGGUGCAGGAUGACGAAGAUUCACUAGAAACGUACAAACAGACGGAAGCUCGCCAGCGGCAGGAAAUAGAGAAAGAUAAGGAGAAAAUUGAGUUAAUGAAGCAGGAAAAAGCUGCUCACAAGAACCUGGUUGACCAGAUGGAGGAAGAAAUGUCAAAAGCUAGACGGGACGUGCAGGCAUUGGCCAAGGAGCUGGCCGCCAUCCAGCAAAGCAUAGCCAACAUCGAUACCCGCAUUGAAACGAUCAAAAGUAAGCGGCACAACAUUCUGAUGCAAGCUAAGAUGGAUGCGAUUGAGAUACCGCUGUUGCAAGGUUCUAUGGACGACAUCGGACAACAGCAGGCAGCACAACCACCGCAGGGAGGCGGUGGCCAGGGCGGGGACUACGCAGCCGAUGGUAGCAGCGCCGGUGGCGGAUCAGCAUAUGAACGGGAAAGUCGCAUCGAAAUAGACUACCGAAAGCUCGAGCACCAUCUGAAGAAUUUGUCCGAUCCGGAUCAGAUUAAAAAGAGUGGCGAUACGCUGGCGAAGGAACUGCAGGCCAAACUGGAUACGCUCGAGAAGAUACAGACGCCCAACAUGAAGGCGAUGCAGAAGUUGGACCGGGUUACGGAAAAAAUUCAAUCCACGAACGAAGAGUUCGAGGUGGCCCGCAAAAAGGCUAAAAAGGCGAAGGCAGCAUUCGAAAAGGUGAAAAAUGAAAGAUGCACACUGUUCACCAAUUGCUGCAAUCACAUCUCCGAUGCGAUCGACGCCAUCUACAAACAGCUAUCGCGUAACGAAGCCGCCCAGGCAUACCUGGGACCGGACAAUCCCGAGGAACCGUACCUGGAUGGUAUUAAUUAUAAUUGCGUAGCGCCCGGCAAACGGUUUCAGCCGAUGAGCAACCUGAGCGGUGGUGAAAAGACGAUCGCUGCACUCGCACUGCUGUUCGCUAUUCACAGUUUCCAGCCGGCACCAUUUUUCGUGCUGGAUGAGAUUGAUGCGGCCCUCGAUAACACGAACAUCGGCAAGGUGGCUUCGUAUAUCCGCGAGAAAACGACCAACUUGCAAACGAUCGUGAUCUCGCUGAAGGAGGAAUUCUACUGCCACGCGGACGUUCUGAUCGGUAUCUGCCCAAAUCCAGCGGAUUGUUUGGUAUCGCAGACAUUGCUUUUAGAUCUGGAAGAAUUUUGUUAGAAGAUAGAAGUAUUGAUCUUACUGUUACGUAUUUGUCCACACGGAAUCUACUGCGCUAGGUUAGUUUCGUACUGAUUUUAAUAUGUCACGGUCCUUUUGUUUUGCAGUAGUAAUCUUUUUAAAUGGAUGCCGAAGCUGAUUUGUCAGUGGAUUGCUUAAUUUAUAAUUUAUCUAAUAACCAAUAAAGAAGUAGUGUGAAAAGGACAAAAAUAACAAUAUGCACCUUAUUUUUCCU